UGCAUUUCCCUCUCACAUCGCCUUAGUAGUGUCAUUAGUAGUGUCUUGCUGAUCAAUGCAACUGCCAUCUAACUAACCCUACGGCAAGAUGUCAUCAGACGGAAAUCCAGCCAGCGGCGGCAAUGGCGUCUCCGGGCAAUCCCCGCAAGACUCGAUGCGCACGCCGGCGCAAACCCCGCAGGGAUCCAUGCGAACGCCGGAGCAGACCCCCGCUAACUCCGCGGGAUUCUGGGCGAUCGAGCUCGCCUCAGCUGCACCUGACGCCUCGCGCGAGCGCCGGCAGUCCGUACAGCUCGCAGCAACCCACCUUCCCGAUCCACUCCGUCCUUCCCCAGAAGCGACCUGGGCGGCUCCAUGGCUCAGCGUCGCAGGUUCCACCGCCGCAGGCAGGGUGCAUCGGGGCAGGCCGCAUCCGGGGGGUGUGUGCCUUCAGGCACGCCUGUCAGCACGCCAGGGCCGCCUGAGCCGUCAGAUAGCAUGGGAGGGAACUCGGAGCAGGACAGGAUGUCGUGGGAGCAGUACCAGCAGCAGCAGCAGCAUCGGCAGCCGCAGAGGGGUAGAGGAGGAGCAGCAGCUGCAACAGCAGCAGGGGCAGCAGGGGCAGGGGGAGCAGGGAGAGCAGGGGCAGGGGGAGAUGCGCUUGGGGGGAGAGGCGGAGGCGAUGGGGGAGGAGGGGAGGAGGAGCUGGAGGGAACCAAGUUCGCGUCGUUCGUGCAGCACUUUAGAGAGGCAGACGAUGCUAUCCACGCCAAGUACUCGCAGCAGCUGGACGAGCUAGUAGAGAUGGAAGGAGAUACAUUCCCUGUGGACUGUGCUGACGUGUACGCGUUCUCUGCUGAGCUGUACCGCAUGCUUGUGCGCUACCCAUUGGAGGUCAUCCCGAUCUUCGACAUCAAGAUUGCUGAGCUGGCGGCCGACCGCAUGCCCAUGUGGGACAAACACAUCCAGGUGCGCACGUUCAACCUGCGUGACACGGUGCACAUGCGCGAUCUCAACCCCUCAGACAUCGAUGCUCUGGUGGCCGUGCGGGGCAUGGUGAUCCGCACGUCGUCCAUCAUCCCAGACAUCAAGGCGGCCUGCUUCAAGUGUCUGGUGUGCGGCCACUCGCCCGACCUCGUGCUUGUAGACAGGGGAGUGAUAGAGGAACCCAGGAGGUGUCCCUGGCCAGAGUGCGGGGCGCUGAACAGCAUGACCCUGGUGCACAACCGGAGCCGGUUCAUCAACAAGCAGAUGCUGCGCCUGCAGGAGACACCUGAAGACAUGCCUGAAGGGGAGACCCCGCACACGGUGUCUGUGUUCCUGUUUGACUCGCUGGUGGAUACUGCCAAGCCGGGAGAUAGAGUGGAGGUCACGGGUGUCUUCCGCGCUGUGCCUGUGCGAGUCAACUCCAAUCAGCGCAACCUGCGCUCGCUGUACCGGACCUACCUGGACUGCAUUCACAUCCGCAAGGAAGAGGGGGGCCGCACGCGCACCAAGGGAGCAGCGCAGCAGUCGCAGCCGCAACCGCUGGCGGCCUCUGCUGCGGGUGAUGCGGAUGACGCCAACCCCGAUGCUGCGUACUUCUCUCCGCAGCAGGUGGAGGCAUUUAGGGAGUUAUCCCGGCAGCCGGACAUAUACGAGAAGCUGGCUCGCUCCCUAGCGCCAUCCAUCUAUGAGCUGGAUGACAUCAAGAAGGGGCUGCUGUGCCAGCUGUUCGGCGGGUCGGUGAAACGCCUCUCUUCAGGGGUCCAAUUCCGAGGCGACAUGAACGUGCUGUUGGUGGGGGAUCCGGGCACGAGCAAGUCGCAGCUGCUGCAGUACGUGCACAAGAUAGCCCCGCGGGGGAUCUACACUAGUGGCAGGGGGAGCAGUGCUGUGGGGCUGACGGCAUACGUCACGAAAGACCCGGAGACCAGGGAAAUGGUGCUGGAGAGCGGGGCACUGGUGCUGAGCGACAGAGGCAUCUGCUGCAUCGACGAGUUUGACAAGAUGUCCGACAACGCACGGAGCAUGUUGCAUGAGGUCAUGGAGCAGCAGACCGUGUCGGUGGCCAAGGCUGGCAUCAUCGCGACGCUCAACGCACGCACGUCCGUGCUCGCAUGCGCCAACCCCGCUGGCUCACGCUACAACCCGCGCCUCUCCGUCAUUGACAACAUACAGUUGCCGCCCACUCUACUCUCCAGGUUCGACCUCAUCUACCUGGUUCUCGACAAAGCGGAGGAGCAAUCCGACCGUCGGUUGGCCCGCCAUCUUGUGGCUCUGCACUACAAGAACCCCGAGGCUUCUGCAGCAGCAACCAUCGAUGUUGCAACCCUCACCUCGUACAUCACCUAUGCGCGCACGCGCAUUCACCCAGAACUGAGCGACGAGGCGGCGGAGGAGCUGGUGAACGCGUAUGUGGAGCUGCGAGGGAGAGGAUCGGGGCGAAAGGUCAUCACUGCAACGCCACGUCAGCUGGAGAGUCUCAUCCGCAUCAGCGAGGCACUCGCACGCUUGAAGCUGGCGUCCACGGUGACCCACGAAGACGUGACCGAAGCUCGAAGGUUAUUAGACGUGGCAAUGCAGCAGUCGGCCACGGACCCCAACACGGGCACCAUUGACAUGGACCUCAUCACCACGGGGGUGUCGGCCAGCGAGCGAGCCAAGCGCAUGCAGCUGCAGGAGGCUCUGCUCUCUUUCCUGCAGGAUAGAGCCACUGCCUCCCGCUCCUCCUUCCGAGCGCCUCAGGUGUGGGAGGACCUACGGCAGCAGUCGUCCGUGCCUGUCACACUCUUUGAGGUUCGGGAAGCUCUAGGGCGGCUGCAUGGUGAAGGCAAGGUGGUGUUCAUUGACGAUACAGUUAGAGUGUCAUGACAUUGUGGUUGAUUUCAUAAAGAUUAUUGACAUCCCAUAGGCUUUCAUGAUGCUGGCGUGAGACCAUCUAUACCAUUGAUUACAAACAAAAGCCCCCUGCCUUCUGUCUGGACUGGAGCAGUAUGCAUGUAUCAAGUUGGUAAUUGAAUUUACCAUUUUAGGGCGAAUGCAUGUAGAUGUUAACAUAGAGCCUAGACAGGUCGCCGCGGCAGCGUGGCGAGAUGAUGUCGCAGCGGCCGCGCGGCGAGGCUGCCGCGGCAGCACAUGGAGGCUGCCAUGGCGGCGCGAAAGUGAAAGGAUAGGAGAGAGUACACGGCGGAAGCGUGAAUAGGAGGCUCAGCAGGAUCUUCCUACUCUGAUACCAUAUUGAAAGGAGCUAAGAAGCUAGCUAGGCAUGAGACUGGCGAGAGGUUUUAGCUAGGGAGAAAAGUGAGGAGAGAAAAGAUGGUUGGGCUAAGGUUGUCAAAGCCCUCACGUUGGAUGCGCGAUGCUUCGCUCUAAGGUGAGUAGAAAUCACUGCGUACACACGACAAACAGAAUCAGGGAUUGCAUAGGGCACCACGGCAUGGGGCAUCAGACAGAGUACGGAAUACUGAGGUAUGCUGAACAGAAACUUUUAAGACCAAGCGCUCGAGUGGUACUUCUAAUAAAGAAGUCUGAAACAGAAUAACAGGGCGACGUGCUUGUGAAAGAACGGAAACAAGAGACAGCAGAGGGAACAACUUUGGGAUACAGAUUGGGGUUGGAGGCUUUAGUUGUGAAUUUAUCGGUGAGCUCGCGCAGUACUCACAGCUUCGUGCCAGAGCUUUGGGCCGUAAACAGUGCGCCUGAAAGAGAACUUUGUUUCGUCGACUUUCAAGCCUCUCAUGGAAAAGGUUAAGGCCAAUAUAACCGAACCCUGACUUCAUUAAGUGCACGCGCCAGUUUAUUGCAUGCCAACCGUCCACGCCCUGACAUGUACUCUGUAGGCACGAACUACGACAGAUGGUUGGCUGGCGCUCGAGAGUGGUUGCGAUGCUCUCAUUUGUCAAGGUAGCCAACCUGAGUCACUUUCAUAACCCGUUUAACAAGCUCCGUCAAAGCCAUCAACUUUUUUCGAACCAAUUCUAUAUAUC
Molecule: messenger RNA, 3947 nt
Organism: Closterium sp. NIES-67
Lineage: Eukaryota; Viridiplantae; Streptophyta; Zygnematophyceae; Desmidiales; Closteriaceae
Source: the annotation of a GenBank genome assembly